AUGGGGGGAAAAAGUGAAGGAGAAGACUCGACUCCCAACGGGUUCUUGCCGGCUCUGCGCCGCAUGUUGCCGCGCAGCGAUCUUCCAGGUGCUCAACAGCCCACGCCCCUCAACUUGAACAGAUAUGCUUUGUUAUUUGUCUACGCGCUCCAGACGUUCAUGACAGGAUGCGUGUACUUCGGCUGGGCUCCGCUGUCGGCAAUGCUGUUAAAGGCUCAAGUUUUUAGUUUUAAAUGCGAAGCCAACGGAAAGGGAGGCUUUGUGGACGACCAACGACAGUUAGGACACAACUAUAUCUGCGAUGCACAGGAUGCUUCUGUGCAGAGCUUGUUUGUAUUCACGCUGGCGGUGCAUUGCACGAUGAGUGCACUGGCUGGCACAAUGAUGGAUACCUUGGGACCCAAAAUUACGUCUAUGAUUGGCCAGUGCUUCCACAUUGUGGCGUGGUCGUUGAUCUCAAGUCUGACGGCGGAGUCGCACGCAACAGUGUACCUCGGCUUCAUCUGCAUUGGUCUAGGCGCUGACACCGCUUUCCUCCCCACUCUGCUGGUCACCCGCCUCUUCCCGGGCGCUGCUGCGACUGUAAUAACUUUGAUUGGGUCGGCUUCGUCCGCCUCUUUCGCCAUCCCCCUCAUUUUGCAUUCUUAUCUCACGGAUGGUGGCAUUUCAGGCUGUUGGUGGUACGUCGGCUUCGGUCCGUGCCUGUUCCUUGUCAUCGUAUUCUUUGUGAUGCCGUUAAAGGCGUACAAGGCAUACGAUGAGGCUAAUUUCGACCAACAAGUAGUACCAAGUGAUCAGAAGCCAGCAUCUGAACGUCCGCCUAUGACGACUGGGCAGACUCGAGAGCUAAGCUUGGACAGUCAGCUCGAAGGCUCGUGUUCAACUGGGUGUCAGAAGCCACACCCUAAGCAGAAAGAUUGCACCCUAUUGAAGACCGUUUGCUCUGAGAAGUAUUUGCUUAUCGUUCUCUAUUUCAUUGCAGUGGGAUGGAUUACUUCUUUUUACCAAGAGGCCCAUGAUCGCAUUCUGGUUCAGAAAGCGCAAGAUUUCCUAGGCAGUGCUCUGCCCUUCUCCUUUAUUCCCUGCAUCAUCUUGGGCAAGCUGUCAGAGUCUAUUGGUAUAAUAUCGGUUUUUGUGUACAUCGAGGAAAACUUCCCUGCUGUGUUCUUCGGCCGCUUGAUUGGCAUCGUGCAGCUUGUCGGCGGGCUGUUGUCGCUUCUUUGUAGCCCUUUGUUCCACCUCACUGUAGGCCUGGGUCCUAAGGGAAUGUAUGUAGUUCAGCUGCCAAUGAUUGGUUUGCUUAUUCUAGUGUAUUUUCUCUUGGUUCGUAUGUGGUGGAUUAAAAGAAGCUUACCAGAUUUGCAAAAGCGGGAUUGCGGUGUUCCUGAACAGCUGGAGCCGUGA
Cyclospora cayetanensis is the source of this 1404-nucleotide messenger RNA. RefSeq lists its product as uncharacterized. NCBI's taxonomy places the organism in Eukaryota, Apicomplexa, Conoidasida, Eucoccidiorida, Eimeriidae. The transcript has 2 exons. The coding region runs from base 1 to 1404 and encodes 467 amino acids. The record is from RefSeq and is a predicted model, not a curated record.